This is a messenger RNA of Petromyzon marinus (sea lamprey), 1441 nucleotides long. It is a transcript of the gene ROMO1, whose product is annotated as reactive oxygen species modulator 1. Gene Ontology annotation, cellular component: TIM23 mitochondrial import inner membrane translocase complex. Gene Ontology annotation, biological process: protein import into mitochondrial matrix; protein insertion into mitochondrial inner membrane. The record is from RefSeq and is a predicted model, not a curated record. NCBI's taxonomy places the organism in Eukaryota, Metazoa, Chordata, Hyperoartia, Petromyzontiformes, Petromyzontidae.
CAGGCGCGCAGAGCGCCUCCCUCUGCCCUUGGCUUCAACCAAACAGCGAGGUGGGUACCGCGGCCUACGGCACUCCGGGAGGUUCCCCGCAACCCUCCCUACACGUUCCCGGUGGAGUCUCCAGACCGCUGUAGGACCCAGGAGAUGCCGGUCCCCGUGGGCUCCUACGGACAGUCCCAGCCUAGCUGCUUCGACCGGGUCAAGAUGGGCUUCAUGAUGGGCUGCGCGGUCGGCAUGGGAGCGGGCGCGCUGUUCGGCACCUUCUCGGCACUCAGGAUGGGGCUGCGAAACCGCGAGCUCAUCGGAGGCAUCGGCAAGACCAUGCUCAACAGCGGCGGCACUUUUGGCACCUUCAUGGCCAUCGGCAUGGGAAUCCGGUGCUGAUGGCGUGGCCCUCCCCCUCUGCUACCAAUGUUACCAACUCCUUAAAGCACCGAGGCUGUGUGAGCAGCGGUGAAUUGGGAUUGUUAAACGGAAUGUGCCCUUGCGCACGUAAUUCUCGCACCCAUUAAAGAUUAAUGCAGUUUCAGACACAAAUGCACAAACAGUAAAUGGGAAAAUUUCAUUUGAUUUAGCUAUCACUUCCCUUCCAAAUUAUCACUAGUUAUUUUUAUUCUUUAAUCGUCUUCUCCUUUCCCCAACUAAAUGCGCAAUUAUAAAUAGUUAGUCUCCCACAUUACUUUCCAGUUGCCAAAUGAUAGACCUAAAGUAAAAAAUAUCACAAAAUUUACAAAGCGUUACACAGUAAACUGUUACGGGAGGCUGAAUACCAAAAAUCGCUCCUAAGUCUGCAUAACAAAAUUAAAUCUUAGAAAAAGUUUAUAAAUUUGUCAUUGGCCAUUGACAUUUAAUCAGCAGGGAAACUAAAAAAGUGCUAAAUUUAGUGACAGUCCCUAAAAUUUACACCACUGCAUUACUCCACGUACUGCCUCCCACAACCAUGCCCACAGCAGAUACAAUUUAACUUCCCGGGUGUUUGGUGGGGGGGCAGUGGCUGGUGGGAUUGGGGGGUCAAUACUGCCAAUGCCACGACUGCUGUGAUUACAGCCUUAUAGUAGUCCUGAGCCCAAGGGUGUGCCAACUGACAGGGGUAACCACCUACACCCUGUGGAGGUGCUUCGGCUUGUGUUGUAUAGCUCUCCAUUGUGCUUUUGGAUUGUCAUCAAGUUCCUGGCAUAUAAAGCAAACCGUCGAACCUCGUUCCAAACAACGUGGAAAUGCAUUGGAGAGCUGUAAAUACCUGUUUGAAAUAACUGUGUUGUUGAGUCUGUACAGUCUGGUGGGAUCUAAAUAAUUUGGGGACAUGGCUGCACCAUCCAGCAACCUGAUAAUAAAAUGUGCACGGCUUUGCAAUGGAACUUAAAUUGAAAUAGACGUGAAUGUGGUUCCGUUGUAAAUGCAAGUGGUGGUGGACAUAUUCCAAUAAAAUGCCUCUGACCAA